AUGUCGGUCAAUAUCUUUGGUGACCAGGCCACCGAGGAGCGCGCGGAAAACGCGCGCAUGUCCGCGUUCGUCGGCGCCAUCGCCGUGGGCGACUUGGUCAAGACCACCUUGGGGCCCAAGGGCAUGGACAAGCUCUUGCAGUCCAGUCUGGACGCCGACAGGGCGCUCGUGACCAACGACGGCGCCACCAUCUUAAAGGCCAUCCCCUUGGACAACCCGGCGGCCAAAGUUUUGGUGAACAUUGCCAAGGUGCAGGACGACGAGGUGGGCGACGGCACCACGUCCGUCACCGUGUUGGGCGCCGAGCUUUUGCGCGAGGCCGAGAAGUUGGUGGACAUGAAGAUCCACCCGCAGACCAUCAUCGAGGGCUACCGCCUCGCGCGCGACACGGCCGUGCAGGCGUUGGACCGCGUGGCCGUGGACAACUCCACGGACAAGGCGCGGUUCCGGGCGGACUUGGUCAACAUCGCCAAGACCACGCUCUCGCUGAAGAUCUUGUCCCAGGACAAGGACCAGUUUGCGGAGUUGGCCGUGGACGCGGUGUUGCGCUUGAACGGCUCCACCAACUUGAGCAACAUCAAGAUCCUCAAGCAGGCCGGGGGCAAGAUGGCCGACUCGUACUUGGACGAGGGCUACAUCUUGCAGAAGAAGUUUGGCAUCAACCAGCCCAAGAAGAUCUGCAACGCGCGCAUCUUGAUCGCCAACACGUCGCUCGACACGGACAAGGUCAAGAUCUUCGGCGCCAAGUUCAAGGUCGACUCGACCCUGAAGUUGGCCGACUUGGAGAAGGCCGAGAAGCUCAAGAUGAAGGCCAAGGUCGACAAGAUCAAGAAGUUCGGCAUCAACGUGUUCAUCAACAGGCAGCUCAUCUACGACUACCCGGAGCAGCUCUUCUCCGACGCCAAGAUCAACUCCAUCGAGCACGCGGACUUCGACGGCAUCGAGCGCUUGGCCCUUGUCUUGGGCGGCGAGGUCGCGUCCACCUUCGAGAACCCGGACCUGGUCCGCUUGGGCUCCUGCGACUCCAUCGAGGAGAUCCUCAUUGGCGAGGACUCGUUCUUGAAGUUCUCCGGCGUGGCUGCCGGCGAGGCGUGCACCAUCGUGUUGCGCGGCGCCACCGAACAGGGCUUGGACGAGGCCGAGCGCUCUUUGCACGACGCCUUGUCGGUGUUGUCCCAGACCACCAGAGAAACCCGCACCGUGUUGGGGGGCGGCUGCUCGGAGAUGGUCAUGUCCAAGGCCGUGGACCAGGCUGCGGCCAACGAAACGGGCAAGAAGUCGCUUGCCAUCGAGGCCUUUGGAAGAGCGUUGAGGGCCUUGCCCACCAUCUUGGCCGACAAUGCCGGCUUCGACUCGAGCGAAUUGGUUGCCAAGUUGAGGUCCGCCAUCUACAACGGCAUGACCACGUCCGGCUUGGAUUUGAACGAGGGCAAGGUUGCCGACAUGAGGGACAUGGGCAUUGUCGAGUCGUACAAGUUGAAGCGCGCCGUGGUCUCGUCUGCGUCGGAGGCCGCCGAGGUCUUGUUGAGAGUUGACAACAUCCUCCGUGCGAAGCCGAGGACCGCCGGCAGAAACCAGUAAGCUCGUCGUCUCCCUUCAUCUGCAAUGAUGGCUGAAGCUUGGACGCAGCGCCACCCCGGCACGCUUCUCUUGUACAGUAUAAAGGUUUUUGAAGUAGAAAGUAAUAAAUGAAACACAGCGUGCUGAGUCUUGUGUC
This is a messenger RNA of Metschnikowia bicuspidata var. bicuspidata NRRL YB-4993, 1717 nucleotides long. RefSeq names its product chaperonin-containing T-complex subunit (gene CCT2). Gene Ontology annotation, biological process: protein folding. The record is from RefSeq and is a predicted model, not a curated record. The transcript has a single exon. Lineage: Eukaryota; Fungi; Ascomycota; Pichiomycetes; Serinales; Metschnikowiaceae. Bases 1 to 1581 code for a protein of 526 amino acids. Gene Ontology annotation, cellular component: chaperonin-containing T-complex; cytosol. Gene Ontology annotation, molecular function: ATP hydrolysis activity; ATP binding; ATP-dependent protein folding chaperone.